Molecule: messenger RNA, 2790 nt
Organism: Topomyia yanbarensis
Lineage: Eukaryota; Metazoa; Arthropoda; Insecta; Diptera; Culicidae
Exons: 4
Coding region: 78-2231 (717 amino acids)
Cellular component (GO): cytoplasm; nucleus; ribonucleoprotein complex
Molecular function (GO): RNA helicase activity; ATP binding; RNA binding
Source: RefSeq, a predicted model, not a curated record
CUUUUGCCCCUUCAUAGGUAGCGCACGGCUGGGCCGUGUGAAAAUUUUGCUUUUAAGAGGAAUCUACCCCGCGGAAGAUGCUCAUUCGUCAGGUGAAACGUGUACUAAUUGCUGCCACAUCUGUUUGCAGCAAAUCGACAGCUAACAGCAGUAGCAUACGUAGCGUACGUCCAAUAUUCGCAACAAGGCAGUUUAGCUUGCUGCGGCCGGAAGUCGUUUCCUAUCAACAGCAGAGGUCAGCGGUGCUCCAAGGAGGAACUAGAGUUUAUUGCCACUCAGUAGCAGCAGUUUCCGUAGACAAGGAGAGCAACGAAGACUUUGAAAUGGCUCCGCGAUUUGAACGUGACGACUACAAGAAGGACUCAUACCGUGGCGUCAAACGCACGGGGACGGAAUUCAAGCGUAAUACCGGUGGCCGCGAUGGCGGUGGAUUCCGUGGGGGAGCAGGCGGUGGAAGUCGCUUCGGCGGCUCUUCCGGUGGUGGCGGCGGAGGUGGCCGCGAUAAAUGGUCCAUGGACGGAAAGCAGUUGCAGAAAAUCAACUGGAGCAAGAUGCAGUUGGUUCCGUUCAAGAAGGACUUUUACCAUGAACAUCCAGCAAUCAGAAAUCGAUCACAGCGGGAUGUUGACCGGUUUCUAGAAAAGCAUGACAUUACCCUGAUUGGUAAUUGUCCGAAACCAAUUACCGAAUUCGAUGAGAUUGACAUGCCGGACUAUGUUAUGAACGAGAUCGAGAAACAGGGCUACCAGAAACCGACGCCUAUUCAGGCUCAGGGAUGGCCCAUCGCUCUUAGCGGGCAGAACAUGGUCGGCGUUGCAAAAACCGGUUCCGGUAAGACUUUGGGAUACAUGCUGCCUGCUAUCAUUCAUAUUAACCAUCAAAAACCCGACCCGAGCAUCCGCGGUCCAUUGGUCCUUGUGCUAGCGCCAACUCGUGAGUUGGCCCAGCAGAUCCAACAAGUGGCGACCGAUUUUGGUUCGUCGUCGUACAUUCGCAACACCUGCCUGUUUGGAGGUGCUAGCAAGGGACCCCAAGCAGGUGAUCUUCGACGUGGAGUCGAAAUUGUUAUCGCUACUCCCGGUCGUCUGAUCGAUUUCUUGGAAAGCGGAACCACAACACUGCAACGUGUCACCUAUCUGGUGCUAGACGAAGCUGACCGUAUGUUGGACAUGGGUUUCGAGCCCCAGAUUCGAAAGAUUUUGGAGCAGAUCCGUCCGGAUCGGCAGAUUCUGAUGUGGUCCGCGACCUGGCCGAAAGAAGUUCAGCGACUGGCCCGGGACUAUCUCGGCGAAUACGUGCAGAUCAACGUAGGAUCUUUGGAGCUGUCCGCUAAUCACAAUAUUACCCAACAUGUUAAGGUUAUCGAGGAACAUCAGAAGAACGAUGAACUUGGAAAACUAUUGGAUACUUUGCAUUCCCGUGGAAAUCCGGGCAAAAUUUUGGUUUUUACUACGACUAAGCGCAAGUGCGACCAGAUUUCGACCUACUUGCGUCGCUAUGGACAAGAUUCGGUUGGUAUGCAUGGCGACAAGAGCCAGGUGGAGCGCGAGAGAGCAUUGAACCGCUUCCGCAACUCGAAUAACUGCAUUCUGGUAGCAACGGAUGUGGCUGCUCGUGGUCUAGACGUCGACGGCAUCAAGGUGGUCAUCAACUACGACUUCCCGCAGCAGACAGAGGAUUACGUGCACAGAAUUGGCCGAACCGGUCGCUCCAAUGCCACCGGCGAAGCGUACACCUUCUUCACAUCGAACGAGCGCAAGAUGGCCAAAGAGCUGGUUGCAGUGUUGGAAGAGGCUAAGCAAGUUGUACCGCCAGAGUUGUUGAGAUGGCGCCAUAUCGGCGGUGGUGGCUUCAAUCGGUACGGUAGCGGUGGUGGCGGCGGAAACCGUUUCGGUACUUUCAAGGGUGGACGAGGAAACGAUUUUGGGCGAGAUCGCUUCAACAAGGGAGGCGAUCGUGGAGGAAUGAAACGACCAUACGGUGGGGGAAGCUACGGCGGAGGCGCUUCGUCGUCGUCUACCUCCUACGGUGCCAGUGCUAGUUCGAAUGGAUACAGUGCCGGCUCUAGUUCGAAUGGAUACAGUGCUGGAUCUAGCUCGACGACAUACGGAUCUAGCUCGAAUACAUACGGAUCUAGUUCGAAUGGAUAUAGUGCUGGUUCUAGCUCCACGGCAGUCCGGAGCGUAGUUGGAAGCAGUAGUACGAAGCAGCACAUUAAGUUUAACGACUAAACUUGCCGUGUAUCUCUAAACUCUUCUAGAUUUAACUCACCGUUUAAAUAUCUCUUACUGUUUAAGGUAUGCUAUUUAAUUUAAACCAACCCAAUCAGAACAGGAGUAUUGUUUUUAGUUGUUUUUGCGCAAAGCAAAAUAGUUUCGUUCAUUUUAUAAUACAAGCACACUCUUCUAGAUUGAUAGAAACGAAAUACAUAGUGAAUUUUUGCCCUCCGAGAUCGAACCAGAAAUGGAAAGUACGAAUAAGCGAUAGCGCACCGAUAAUCGGGAUGAAGGAGAUGAAAAACUAAUUACUUACAAAUUAUACUUGCUGUGAUAUAGCAUCAGUCGUGUAUCACUAUAAACCAACAGGUUUUUCGUAUUAUUUGAAGUUUUUUUUAUAGCUUGAAAUGGCAAUCACAUUAACCAAAAAAUAAAACACUUUAAGAUCAAAGUUUGUAAAGGCAUUGUGGUUAGAACCACCCAAUUCGAGCGGGUAACAUUCCCCUGUAUUAAUUAGUAUGGUUCCUCGAUAAGAAAACGAAGAAGCUAAUAAACACAGUGCACUUGCAAUAAA